Lytechinus pictus (painted urchin) is the source of this 3368-nucleotide messenger RNA. RefSeq names its product hyalin-like. Bases 1 to 1893 code for a protein of 630 amino acids. Lineage: Eukaryota; Metazoa; Echinodermata; Echinoidea; Temnopleuroida; Toxopneustidae. The record is from RefSeq and is a predicted model, not a curated record. The transcript has 10 exons.
AUGCCUUCUUUUGUAAAAGCAAUAUUCUAUCAAGACUGUGGGAGCAAUCCUUGUCAGAACGGCUGGUGUGAGGAGACUAUGGAAGGCUAUGAAUGUCACUGCCCAGAUGAAUUCCAAGGAAAACACUGUGACGAACCUGACACGACACCUCCUAAUGUUACAUGCCCCGAUGAUGUGUUCAAGACUGUUGAGCUUGGUACUCUUAAAGUACCCAUCAACUUUACUGAGCCAUCAGCUACUGAAAUAUCAGGCAAUGCUACAUUAUUCUUCAGAAACUACAGCUCUGGUGACGAAUUUCCAAUUGGGUCAACUCUCGUUGAGUAUGUGUUUUCUGAUGGGAGUGGAAAUCAAGCAUCGUGCAACUUCACAGUGGUCGUCAAUACAAUUGACACGACCCCUCCUGAUGUUACAUGUCCUGAUGAUUUCAUCAAGACUAUCGAGCUUGGUCCGUUAAAAGUCUUCGUUAACUUUACUCAGCCAUCAGCUAGUGAUAUAUCAGGCAAUGCUACAUUGGUCUCGGGUAACCAUAGCUCUGGUGACGAUUUUCCGGUUGGCUCAACUCUCGUGGAAUAUGUCUUUUCUGAUGGGAGCGGAAAUCAAGCAUUGUGCAAUUUCACAGUGGUCGUCAAUACAAUUGACACGACCCCUCCUGAUGUUACAUGUCCUGAUGAUUUCAUCAAGACUAUCGAGCUUGGUCCGUUAAAAGUCUCCGUUAACUUUACUCAGCCAUCAGCUUGUGAUAUAUCAGGCAAUGCUACAUUGGUCUCGGGUAACCAUGGCUCUGGUGACGAUUUUCUGGUUGGCUCAACUCUCGUGGAAUAUGUUUUUUCUGAUGGGAGCGGAAAUCAAGCAUUGUGCAAUUUCACAGUGGUCGUCAAUACAAUUGUGAGAUGCCCUGGUGAUAUCAACAUCACAACUGAGCUUGGUACUUUGAAAUUGAAUGUUAAUUUCACUGAGCCAUCAGCCACUGAUAUGGGCAAUGUUACCUUGGUCUCGGGUAGCCAUAACUCUGGUGACGAAUUUCCGGUUGGAUCAACUUUCGUGGAGUAUGUCUUUUCUGAUGGAAGUGGAAAUCAAGCAUCAUGCAACUUUAGUGUGGUCGUCAGCACAAUUGACACCACUCCUCCAGAUGUUACAUGCCCUGAUGAUGUCUUCAAGACUAUUGAGCUUGGUACUCCCAAAGUACCCAUCAACUUUACUGAGCCAUCAGCUUCUGAUAUAUCAGGCAAUGCUACAUUGGUCUCCAGAAACUACAGCCCUGGUGAUAAAUUUCCAGUUGGGUCAACUCUCGUUGAGUAUGCAUUUUCUGAUGGGAGCAGAAAUCAAGCAUCGUGCAACUUCACAGUGGUCGUCAAUGCAAACAUGUCAGGUGACUUCGAUUACCCCUUGGGCCUUGAGAAUGGAUUCAUUCCUGAUUCAAGUUUAAAGGCUUCAAGUUCUUCGCAUACUAUUAGCAAUGGUAUUCAUUAUAGAUGUCCACCACAAAGGGUGCGUUUAUCUACAGUCAGUAAGGAGCUGGGAAAUGGUACCAUACUCUGUGGAGCUUGGAAACCGGCUAAUCAUAAUAAGAACCAAUGGAUACAGGUCGACCUGUCAACCCUGUUCCGAGUACGAGGAGUGGCAACACAAAAUAACUAUGGCGCUAAUCAAUGGGUGACUAGCUACAAGAUCAAAUGCAGUAGAGAUGGUGUUCACUUUGAUACCUUGCAGGAUAUCAGCAAGAAUCAAGACAAGGUCUUUCAGGGUAAUUCAGACCGCAACACUGUUGUGAAGAAUGCCUUCCCCGAGGCCACGGUAUGUCGUUUUAUCCGUCUUCUACCCAUAUCAUGGAAUGACCGGAUCGCUCUUCGUAUGGAGCUAUAUGGAGAUCAUCCUAUUAUGUGUGAGAAGUAGCUAGACUUACAUAAUUAGAAUUAUCUCAUUUGCUUCCUUUGAAUCUGACAGAGAAUUUACAAUUUCAUGUUAUACACAAAACUUAAUAGAUAAUAACACUACAACUUAUAUGGUGCACUGCAAAAACUCCGGUGUUGAUUUAACACCAGCCCGGAAUCUAUAUAAUGUCCACACUAGAGAAGUAUUGAAACCACACUCGUUUGGAAUCAAACCGAUGUUGUUUUAAUACUAAUUGGUGUUGUAUAAACACCUAUCUGGUGUUAGACCAAAACGAAAAUGAUGUUGUUUAACAUUUCUGUGGCACUAAGAGCGGGUCAGCUUUGAUCUCACCGUCAGGCGCAAAUGAUAUUAUAUAUGUGACAUGCCACCCCCAAAUCAACGAUAAGUCAACCAAAAUGAUUUUUUAGUUUCGUAUUUUUUUUUCAAAUUUCUUUUUCCCCCACAGUAGGGUGUUUUAUUCAAUAAACCUUCAGUUUACAUAAACAUUUACUUUCACAGUCAAUAUAGCUCCAGUUUAUAUUUUUUUCACAGUCAAUGUACAAAGAUAAUGUAUUUAACUUGGAAUGCACAUUAUUCAAGCUUUAUUAAAGGAAGUUGAUCAACAAUUAUCCAUUCAAGUAUUUGAUUGAAGAAUAAAUUCAGUGAGCGCUCCACAAAAUAUUAAGUGUUACAUGUCUGAUAUCCAUCCUAGUAUAGCGUAAUGAGGCAAAUGAGUUGAGGGGGCAAGACAUGACGUUAGGGACGAUAUUUCUUAAAUUCUGCGAGCGAGGGAACCGAGCGAAAAAGAAUGACUUUUAGAUAUACGGAAUUCUAAUUUUUGUUUUAUAUUUUAUAAUAUUCAAAGAAUAAUGUGACAUUUCAGUUCUACCUUCUUUCCUUUACGUAUUUUUUCUCUUUCUCAAUUUUUAUUAAACGUGAAACUUUCUUGGGGGGGGGGGGGGCUUGGCUCCCAAGUUCACAUCUCUUCAGUGCUCCAUCCCGCGUCUGUCUGUCAAAGAGAGUGGAAUGAAUCCAAGCAUGGAUAAGGAUAUUGCAAUGGUUAUUCACAAAUAUAUAACACGAUUGCCAAUUUAAUCGAUUUCUUUAAACUUAGACCCUGACGUUGCUAACUGGCAAUGCAUAUCGCUGAAGUGCUACCACUUUGCUGGCCCACAUACUUGGGACAAAGCGAAAGAGUUUUGUAGCAACCUAUCAAGUGUACCUACGAUAACCGGAAACAAGAAACCGUCUCUCCUCGAUGUGGAAACCGAUGACGAAAUCCGAGACAUCAAUGAGACCGGUUGGGACUUGACUCCGGGUGUUUGGAUUAACUGCCAUAAGGAAACCGAAGGGGAACUCAUCUGUGACGUGGACGGUGAAGGAACUCUGCAAAAUACAGACAGUAUGUAAGGCUCAUAUCUUUUGAUUUGCUUACUUAUACUCGAUAUUCUUGCGGGAUUAAAUCGCAUAUCAAUGGCGUAACUGAUAUCACAGGG